Molecule: messenger RNA, 765 nt
Organism: Drosophila melanogaster (fruit fly)
Lineage: Eukaryota; Metazoa; Arthropoda; Insecta; Diptera; Drosophilidae
Exons: 2
Coding region: 120-440 (106 amino acids)
Source: RefSeq, marked reviewed
UAAAAGCACAGUGCACGUUUCCAGCGUCAGUCAGUCAGUUUUUGUAAGCCCCGAGUGGCAUUUCCAUUUCCAAUACUUUGUUGUUUGCCCAAAGAAAAUCCGCCGAAAUACUCACCAAAAUGUUCCAAGCCAGAACCGUUUGCCUGCUGCUCGCCCUCAGCCUUUUGGCCAUGUUCUUUGUCGGAUCUGAGGCCCUGCCACGCCCACAGGAGGGUCGUGAGGAGGGCGGCGAUCAGGAGGCGAAUGUAGAGGCUGAGGAGAAGGAUCUGGAGGGAGCUGCAUCCUUUGGAUACGGAUACUACUCGUCACCCUACUUGGGUGGCUACUACGGCGGAUAUUGGCCACAUUACAGCGGCAGUUACUACGGAAUUGGUUAUCCAUACUAUGGAGGUUACUACGGAUUGCAUCAUCACCAUGGGCACUAUGGACACUACUUCUAGGAAGGGUUCUUAACCCAACCAGAAAUAAAUACUUUUACAGCCUCAGUAGAACUCUAUCAGCACCAGACAUCUAUCAGCACUAGAAAAAAUAGUACAUUUAGUAAUAGAAGCCGACAGAGAAUAGCCAUUAAUAGCCAGCACUAGACUCAAUAGCCAGACGAUGCGUUCUUGACCGGAUAGCGAACAGAUUAACUGCACUGCCCCUUGGGCGAGGAUAAUUGCUUCAAUAAAGCAUAAAAUCACAAAAAAAAGAGUACAACCAACUAAAUAUUACAUAAAUAAAUGUUAUACUUUGUACAAAUUAAUGCCUGCGUGCUUGAUGGCU